UUUUUUCAAUGCUGCCGAGGUAGUUGCAUUUUUCUGGCGUCGCAGGAUCGAGUUCUGCUCCUUAGAAAGUUACAUAAUGGAGAUGUUGUUUCCCAGUGAUUUCCUCUUGAGUAGAUGAAUGUGCGUUCAGGGAUAAGUGUCCAGUGUCCGUUGAGUUUCGGGUGUGCUACUUUUGCUCCUGGCGAGCUUGUGAAAAUCCUUACGGUCGAGUGAACUUCUGGUGGAUUUAACAAUUGCAAGUGAAGUUUGGUUCGGAUUUUUCAGUGGAGUAUCAGGGAUUUACCUUUGGCAAAGGACAAGAUUCCCGCAGAGCAGGACAUUCGAGGAAAAUUGAAAACCUCUUCCACGUACAGGUCCUGCGGACAGAGCUUGCCUGCAUUGCUAUAAUGCAGCAGAAUUAUCGCCCAUACACUCGUACUUUUAUUGGUGUACGACUCCAGUAAAGGUGCUUUAUGGGGAUUUCUGUGAAGGUGACAACGAAGCGCAAGCCUCAUAGAAAAUUUUCACUUCUCCUCGGUUUCUAUGGAAUCUCCACUUGUGCUUUCUAGUAUAUAUCACACACACAGCACGUACAUCAUGUGGCACGAUUAUGAUAUAUACAUAUUCACUUUAAAUCAGAACGGAAAAAAAAUUUCCUGACCUAUCACUGAAGUGAGCGCAGUGGAGGUGUGAGAGGACGGCUUGAAUGCAGAUAACGCAAAUACGAGUAUCACGCUCUCUACUCACAUAUCCUUUUUCAGUGUCUAAAAAGAGUUUCGUGUGUUUAUCCUCAAAACUAAUUACCGAAAGUGGUGAACGUUUCCUUCCUACGUAUGCAAUUUGCUGAUUGCGCUUAACAUUUCAGUGAAAUUUGGGCUAUGCUUGUGCUGGUGGAGAACGCUUUCCUUUUAAUUAUCUGCGGUGGAAAUAACAACUACAAGUGCGAAUAAUGUCGCUUCUGAAAAGACGCGGAUAUUGUAGUGGUGCGACCAAGAGGAAAAAAUUGAAGAGAUUCAAUGAUCCGUUGUUGUAUCAUCGAAAAUUGACGUAAUGAAUUAAAAAGUUUUUGAGAAUUGUGUGACUUUGAGUGUCGGUGGUGAUUGUGCGGAUUCCCGAGGACAGGAGGCACACGGAAGAAGUGGGACAUCCAUGCUAGCCCGGAACCAGACAAAUAAUCUAACUUUAUCGAAUAAUGAGUCCGAGUUCGCAGUCAGCCGUUAUAAGAUAUUCGGUUCACGAGUAUAGUAGUCAUUUUGUAACUAUCGUAUCUAGCGACUUAUGACCAACUACGAUAAUUAUGCAAGUAUGUAAAAUGUUAGCUUCUAACGUUAUUUUAGGUAGUGCCAAAUUAUACACAAAACAGAAUGUUCAGUAUAGGACUAUAAAGUAUCGUGAGCAAGCGUCGUUGAGCGCUCAUACCAAUCAGUUCUGACUGUGCUUAUUUUGCUUAAGGUAAGAAGGGCGAGCGCCAGGAAAAAGCGGCGAGAGAAGCUGCACUCGGGAACCUCUGAGACCAGCGGCAGCUUCAGCAGUGCCAGGGCUAAUGUGAGAAUAUUGUGAUAAACAAAACAGACGAACUAAACAAAGAGACAAUAAAACAAAAGAAAAUACAGUGUGAUAACAAUAGUGGCCUGGUGGUGAUGGUGGUUGUGGUGAACAACACAAAUUUCAAAUUUUUAUCGAAGCAAAUGCAAUAAUAAGUGCAGCCAGCCAAGAUGACGAUGUGGCAAAGUGGCGGUAUGGGGGGCCACGGUUCCCAGAACAAUCCGUGGAUGAAACUUAUGGGCAUCGUUCAUAAAGAGAGAAGACAUAUCGACAGCACCCAAAGUCAGAGUGGAUCCAACGAAAGGACUCUCAAUCAGCUAAUUGGAUUGCAUCAACCCUCUUUGAAAACAGAUACGCCCAACAUAAUAAACAACUUGGAGAGUUCGUUUGACGAUGUGGGAGAUCAUCCCGUGUUCGCGAAACAGUCAGAUGAACGAAUGGAUAAAGAUAAAUCUUUGCCUAAGCUUAGCAGUCAAGAGGAUGAAGGAGGGGUAACACGAGGUUUUGGUGUAAGUCAUGCACAUUUUGAACCUAUUCCACAUGAUCACGACUUUUGCGAACGAGUAGUAAUAAAUGUAAGCGGACUCAGAUUUGAGACACAAUUACGGACCUUAAAUCAAUUUCCCGAUACGCUAUUAGGAGACCCGUCCAGACGGUUACGUUAUUUUGAUCCACUUAGGAAUGAAUAUUUUUUUGACCGGAAUCGGCCCAGCUUUGAUGCGAUAUUAUAUUAUUAUCAAAGUGGCGGUCGAUUACGGAGGCCUGUCAAUGUACCUUUAGAUGUAUUUAGUGAAGAAAUUAAGUUUUAUGAAUUAGGUGAACGCGCAACAAACAAAUUCAGGGAAGAUGAAGGUUUUAUCAAAGAAGAAGAAAAACCUCUUCCAGAAAAUGAGAACCAGAGGAAAGUGUGGUUGCUGUUUGAAUACCCGGAAAGUUCUCAAGCGGCACGCGUUGUAGCGAUUAUUAGUGUUUUUGUUAUAUUACUUUCAAUUGUUAUAUUUUGUUUAGAGACAUUGCCUGAAUUCAAACACUACAAGGUGUUCAAUACAACAACUAAUGGUACAAAAAUUGAAGAAGACGAGGUUCCUGAUAUUACUGAUCCAUUUUUCCUAAUAGAAACAAUAUGCAUAAUAUGGUUUACAUUUGAAUUAAGUGUCAGGUUCCUUGCAUGUCCAAAUAAAUUUAACUUCUUCAAAGACGUAAUGAAUAUAAUCGAUAUAAUUGCAAUAAUUCCGUAUUUUAUCACAUUGGCAACGGUCGUUGCCGAAGAAGAGGAUACGCUUAAUCUGCCAAAAGCUCCCGUGAGCCCUCAGGACAAGUCUACGAAUCAGGCCAUGUCCUUAGCCAUAUUGAGGGUUAUACGAUUAGUUCGAGUGUUUCGAAUAUUCAAAUUAUCAAGGCACUCGAAAGGGCUGCAAAUUUUAGGACGAACGUUAAAAGCAUCAAUGCGAGAAUUAGGUUUACUUAUAUUUUUCUUAUUCAUAGGUGUGGUGCUGUUCUCGUCAGCUGUGUACUUUGCAGAAGCGGGAAGUGAAAACUCUUUCUUCAAAUCUAUCCCGGAUGCAUUUUGGUGGGCGGUCGUAACGAUGACAACCGUCGGAUAUGGUGAUAUGACACCAGUUGGUGUUUGGGGAAAAAUAGUUGGAUCACUAUGUGCUAUCGCUGGUGUAUUAACAAUCGCUUUGCCAGUGCCCGUUAUCGUCAGUAAUUUCAACUACUUUUAUCAUAGGGAAACCGACCAAGAGGAGAUGCAAAGCCAAAAUUUCAAUCACGUUACAAGUUGUCCAUAUUUGCCAGGUACUUUAGGACAACAUUUAAAAAAGUCAUCGCUAUCUGAAUCUUCAUCGGAUAUUAUGGAUUUGGAUGACGGUGUGUGUUCCAUACCAGGUUUAUUAGACCAAACUUGUCGCCAACCUCCGUUUUUUGGAGUCCACUGUUCGUUUGAGAAACAACAACAUAAUAGCGCUUUAGUUGUUAGUAUAGAAACGGACGUGUGACAACCGGUCAAAAUAUCGCUUAGAUCCAUUUAUUUGCCUUAUGACCUAAUAGGAUAGUGAUAGAAUCAUCAAGUAUUAUGUAAAUAUUGCGACGAUAGGAUCUUCUUCUGCAGCUUGUAUUACUGGGAACUAACAUAUCCGUAUGUAUAUAUAAAUAAAUAGAAGAAAAAAAUUAACGAAAGCUAGUAGGAAUAAUUUAUUAAAUAAAUAAAUAAAUUGUAAAUAAAUAAGUUUAAAAAAUAUCUAAUGCUCAUAAAAAAAUUAAUAAUAAAAUAAAACAAUUUUUACCAUUUAUACGAGAGUGUAUUUGUGCCGCAGGAUUUCUUAUAUUUCAGUUGAAGUAAAUAGUGCUAUUGUUACGGUAGAAACCUUUUAAUUAGGCCCAAAGUAGGUGCUAUCAAUAUUGAAGUACAUUGAACAGAAAACGGGGCUGGCCAAGUAAUAUACUUCUUUGCUGCUGUAAAUAAGGCUUUCCUGUAAAUACCACAUUACCAGUUGAGUAGUAUAGGCAAGUUAACAAACUACUGUAGCUGUACUUAAAAUAAUAUGUAGGCCAUAGUUCGGAUUAAAAAACAAUGCUUUACUAACUACUACAUUAUUCUCUUGACCAAAAAUAUAAGAGUUAAAGCCUUUGGAAGCGUCAGAUACCCAUUUACAAAGGGAAUCAGCAAGGACCUAAAGUAGGAACGAAGAGGCGAACUUUUCAUAAUUUGUUCUUUCUUCUUCACUUUUCGACCGAAAACCGAACUGUAUAUAGAAAAAGAUUUUCCAAGGGGAUUCACAGAUUCAGGUUCACUGAACCCUCUUUAAAGGUAUUUAUGAAUGGAUUUUGGCUUAGGCAAGUGCCGCACGUUGAGAUAGCAUUGGUAGACUUUUGUAAGUGAUCAACUCAACUCUGUAUCGCAUAAAACAUAUUACACUUAAAAUUCCAUAUACAGUGGUUCAAGCUUAUAAUCCGAGUGAUUCAUGUUUUGAACAUGUUUUUUUGUACUAAUUUGUCUUUUUUUUCCAAAAUUUAUAUACAUUUUUUAGAUAACAAACAGACUUUUCAAGAGAAGUAUAUAAAAUAAUGUAUUUUUAUUAAACAUGAUGAUGAUCAUCAUCAACGGCGCAACAACCGGUAUCCGGUCUAGGCCUGCCUUAACA
Molecule: messenger RNA, 4667 nt
Organism: Hermetia illucens (black soldier fly)
Lineage: Eukaryota; Metazoa; Arthropoda; Insecta; Diptera; Stratiomyidae
Gene: shaker
Product: potassium voltage-gated channel protein Shaker
Exons: 15
Coding region: 1695-3521 (608 amino acids)
Biological process (GO): potassium ion transmembrane transport; protein homooligomerization
Cellular component (GO): membrane; voltage-gated potassium channel complex
Molecular function (GO): delayed rectifier potassium channel activity; protein binding
Source: RefSeq, a predicted model, not a curated record